This is a messenger RNA of Didymodactylos carnosus, 833 nucleotides long. NCBI's taxonomy places the organism in Eukaryota, Metazoa, Rotifera, Eurotatoria, Philodinida, Philodinidae. The record is from the annotation of a GenBank genome assembly.
AUGGUUUGGAAUAAAGGCUAUCAAGACCACGAUACAUCGGUGAUCAGUGCUGUUACUAUAAAAGUAAAAGGUAUUGGAGUAGUUAAUCGGACAAAUUCUAUUGACAGUGCCGAUUAUGUCAUUCCAUCACAAGAAAACAAUGCAUUGUUCAUAAUGACUAAUUACAUUCGAACAUAUCAAGAACAUAAAAGAUGUGCCGAACCACAGUUUGUCGAACAAGCCAAAUGUCAAAAUGAUUCACAAUGUCAAACAUCUUUAAAAAGAAAUAUUAACGGAUAUUGGACUGGUCGAUGUUUAAAAAAUGUUAGUCGAUGUGAACUUAUAGGAUGGUGUCCAGUGGAAGUGGAUCUUCAUCAACCAGAACCAACCAAGAGUACACGGAACUAUACUAUUUUCAUUAAAAACUUUAUUGAAUUUUCCAAAUUUCGAGUAUCACGACGAAACACGAUUCUAAUUGAUCCUAAACGUUUAAGAACAUGUCUCUAUCAUCACAUCACUGAUCGUCUAUGUCCAAUAUUUCGUAUUGGUGAUUUGUUAAAUAUGGUCGAGUCCGAUAACAAUGAAAAGAGACAAAUGUUAAAAUGGGGUACUGUUAUACGAGUUAAAAUUGAUUGGAUAUGUAAUUUAGAUAAAUCAUUAGAUAAAUGUUUACCUAAAUAUUCAUUUGGCCGACUCGAUACAUAUGAAGAAAGAACAUUUUCACACGGUUUUAAUUUUCGUUAUGCAUCAAAAUGGAUGCAUGGAAAUCGCUCUUACAGAAUGUUAACAAAAGCAUUUGGACUGAGAUUAAUUAUUGUCGUUAGUGGUGAAGCAAGUAAAUUUGAUCUAUUAAG